Messenger RNA from Nannochloropsis gaditana CCMP526, 387 nucleotides. RefSeq lists its product as uncharacterized. The record is from RefSeq and is a predicted model, not a curated record. The transcript has a single exon. Gene Ontology annotation, molecular function: ubiquitin protein ligase activity. Gene Ontology annotation, cellular component: ubiquitin ligase complex; cytoplasm. Gene Ontology annotation, biological process: ubiquitin-dependent protein catabolic process via the N-end rule pathway; protein ubiquitination. The annotation marks the transcript as partial.
CCUGCCUCCUUGCCCCACCUGUCCUCUUCGACGGCGCAUUCAUCGACUCCCUCUCUCUCAUUCAGCUCCCACAGUCGCGGCAUCUCUGGGAAUCUUCUGGUCUCGCAUCCUAUAUUUCGCCACCGUCGCUACAGUCCCGUCGUGGCCGACCUAAAGUUUGUCCUCAACAUACCCGGAGUUUCGGCCCAUUUUGCCAACACGUGCAUGGACGUGUGGCUCUCGCGGCUCCUGAUUCCCCUCCAAUACAUGCAUGCUCAGGAGAGGGAGGCGGAUGAACACGUCACGUAUGAAAGUCGGGAGUGGAUGUAUGCCUUCAAUGUGCAGAUCUCUCUCUGCCACGUCUUGGACUGCUUAUUGAGCUGGGUCAGGACGGCGCCCUUAGGGGUG